AUGGGUGGUACACAAGACACCGCCACGGUGGAACAGGAUCGGAAACAAUAAUUUUGCGUUAUGUUCUUGGCCUGGAAGUCAAUAAAUCAAAAGUUUAUGAUGGAUCAGCAGCUGUAUUUUUCAACUUUUGAAGACAAAUGUUGAGCAACAAGGUCUAAAGAUGGAAAAUAUUAUCGGUGAAUCAUUUGAUGGAGCAUCAAAUAUGCGUAGUGAGAUCGGAGGUGUACAGAAGCUGAUCAGAGACGUUUCGCCAAAUUCGUUGUACACAUGGUGCUACGCUCAUGUGCUAAACCUUGCUGCUCCAGAUAUGGUAGAAAACAUAACCGAAGUGAAAAUUUGAUCAGCUUGCUUCAAAGCACCGUAACGUGUUUUUUUUCAGAUUCGUGCAAACGAAUGGAUGUUUGGAGCAGGAUAAAGAUUGACGAAGCAGUUGGUUCAGCAAAGCUAAGGAAAUUGCAGAAGAUUGGUGGCCUAAGCAGGCAGCAUUAG
This is a messenger RNA of Paramuricea clavata, 489 nucleotides long. NCBI's taxonomy places the organism in Eukaryota, Metazoa, Cnidaria, Anthozoa, Malacalcyonacea, Plexauridae. The record is from the annotation of a GenBank genome assembly.